This is a messenger RNA of Neomonachus schauinslandi (Hawaiian monk seal), 927 nucleotides long. Its product is annotated as uracil-DNA glycosylase-like. Gene Ontology annotation, biological process: base-excision repair, AP site formation via deaminated base removal; base-excision repair. Gene Ontology annotation, molecular function: uracil DNA N-glycosylase activity. Lineage: Eukaryota; Metazoa; Chordata; Mammalia; Carnivora; Phocidae. The record is from RefSeq and is a predicted model, not a curated record. Gene Ontology annotation, cellular component: nucleus; mitochondrion.
AUGAUCGGCCAGAAGAUGCUCUACUCCUUCUCCCUGAGCCUUGCCGGGAAACGACGUGCCUACAGUCCUGAGCCGGCCCACCAAUGGACCGGCCUGGCGGCGGCAGCUCAACAAAAUGCAGAUGCAGCGGCCAGCCCUGCCAAGACGUCCCAGGCCGAGCAGGAGGACCCCAGCACACUGCCCUCCUCGCGGCUGAGUCCCGCCAAGUUGGUCUGCAUCCGGAGGAACAAGGCUGCCCUGCUCAGACUUGCCGCACGCAACGUGCCCGUGGGUUUCGGUGAGAGCUGGCAGACAAGGCUCAGUGCAGCGUUUGGGAAACCGUAUUUCAUCAAGCUAAUGGGAUUUGUUGCGGAAGAAAGAAAACAUUACACUGUUUAUCCACCCCCACACCGAGUCUUCACGUGGAUCCAAAUGUGUGCCCUAAGACAUGUGAAGGUUGUCAUCCUGGGUCAGGAUCCGUUUCAUGGACCCAACCAAGCCCAUGGGCUCUGCUUUAGUGUUCGAAGACCCGUUCCACCGCCGCCCAGUCUGGAAAACAUUUAUAAAGAGCUGUCUACAGACCUAGAUGGUUUCGUUCAUCCUGGUCAUUUAUCCGGGUGGGCCAAGCAAGGUGUUCUCUUACUCAACGCUGUCCUCACGGUGGCACAUCAGGCUAAUUCUCAUAAGGAGAGAGGAUGGGAGCAAUUUACUGAUGCGGUUGUGUCCUGGCUAGGUCGGAACUCCAGUGGCCUUGUCUUCUUGCUGUGGGGCUCUUACGCUCAGAAGAAAGGCAGUGCCAUCGAUAGGAAAGGCCGCCACGUGCUCCAGGCUGCGCAGCCCUCCCGGCUGUCGAGGUACAGAGGGUUCUUCCAAUGUAGACAUUUCUCUAAAACCAAUGAGCUGCAGCAGAAGUCUGGCAAGGAGCCCAUCAACUGGAAGGAUCUGUGA